GCCGGGAGUCUUUUUCUCUGCUCACUAAGAGGAGGAAUAAACUUCAGCUGUUGCUUGAGCCGUAUCGGUUGGUUGACCAGCAAUUGAUUUGGACACUUUUAAAGAUUUAUUUUUUUGGGGGGGGGUUCUUGACCCAAAGGAGACACACCUCAGGACAUAGUGGAGCUGCACCUGAAGAAUCUCAUUUGAGCUACUGUGCAGUCCAAUAGAAAGAGAAAAGGAAAGUAGUCAGCCGUCAGACAAGCAGAUGAAGGACUGGGGUUGUUGUCUGAGAUGAAAUGAAAGGCACAGAGAAGGUGAACAGCAGAGUCUUUGUGUCCCAAACCAGCUGAAAAUACCAUCCUGGACAAAGCAUUUUUCGGCAGUCGUCUUUGUUUGUCUACAACCAGCUGUAAGGGAAGAAACUGAUCAAGCGCUGCCCAAUACUCUGUGUCAAGUAGGUGAAGGGGACAAAAGGCACGAUCUGAGGACGGCGUGCAGGUGCUUGGGCAACCAUGGCGCGUGAAGAGAGUGCGGCCAGGGCUUCAUCCUGCUGGGGCCUCUGGCCUUUUGGUGUCCUGUUGCUGGCGGGACUGUGUUUGUCUGACCAGGCGAUCCGCUGUCCGGUGUGCUCGGAGGAGAAGCUGGCCAGCUGCCGCCUGCCGGAAGACUGUGAGGAGACGGUGCGAGAGCCCGGCUGUGGCUGUUGCCCCACCUGUGCCCUGCCGAAAGGAGCCCACUGUGGAGUCUACUCUCCACGCUGCGGCACCGGCCUGCGCUGCUUUCCACCGCGUGGCAUUGAGAGACCUCUGCACUCCCUGAUGCACGGUCAGGGUGUGUGCACAGACGAGAGGGAGGUGGAGGUGAACUCAGCAAUGGAGAGACAGGAGGAGAUUGUUCCAGAGCAUCCCAACAACAGCAAUAUCCGGUGCAGUAUGCAAGACAAGCGGUGCAUACAGAAGACCCUUGCCAGACACCCGGCCAAAUCCUUGAACCAGAGGACCAAUUCUGUGAGAGAAGAGGUCAAAGUGUCACUGGCACCAUGUCGUGCGGAGCUGCAGAGAGCUCUGGACAGGUUGGCGUCCAACUCUCGUACCCACGACGAUCUCUUCACGAUCCCAAUCCCCAACUGCGACAAGAACGGAGAUUUCCACCCAAAGCAGUGUCAUCCAGCGCGUGACGGCCAGCGUGGAAAAUGUUGGUGCGUGGAUCCAAAGUCAGGCUUGAGGCUGCCGGGCCCGCUGGAGAUGCGAGGCGACCUGGACUGCCACCAGUUAGUGGCUGCCACGAUGUGAGCUUGAGGAGGAGGAGCAGCAGUCGUGAACCAGCGCCAACCGUCACUGUUGCGUUUGAACGACUCUCCGUAAAGGAAAAGGACUUUGACCUGCAGCCUCGGCUAGCCGAGGCUAACAGUACAUAAAGCUGCAAAAAAAAAAAAAAAAAAAAAAAAAAAGAGGAAACAAUUAGAUAUUUUGUCAUGAUAAAGUUUUUAAAGUUGUGAUCGUAUGUGAUGUCUCUCAGCCUUUGAGCACUUGUUGAAUUGUUUCUUUAAGAAAGAAGAUCUUUUGCUUUAAAGCAACAAGAGACAGAGUAAUGUAUUGCUGAGCUUUUAUUCAACUUUCUGAAGCACUAGUUCAUCAGGACAUAAACUAAAAAAAAAACUAACUCAGUCAAAUGGAUUGUAACUAUUGUUGCUUUUAGUCUACUGACCCAAAAUUGUGCCUCUAUCUGCACCAGAUAUUUGAACUCCCCAUUUUGUAAAAACAAGAGAUGUGAGUAAAAAAAAAAUCUUGUAGCAUUAUUAAUGAUAUGAGGAAAACAACUUUAAAUGAUCAUCUGUUAUGUGCUUUAAAGUUUAAAUCUACUCCUACAGCUGGUGCUGAGUUGCCAGUGCGACUCUUGUGUUUGUGCCUCAACGUACAGGACAGCUCCUGCAUGGUGCUAUAUAUACAGAGUGUGCCAAAAACACAAAUGUAGCUUUGCACUAUUUGGUCUUGCAAUGCAACAAACAGGUACAUUUACAAGUGUGUUUGUUGCACUGCAGUAGCAAUGGACAAAACGACAUAUUUCCUGUUUAUUUUAUCACUAACUGUACUACACACAUAAGACUCGCCAUCAGUGUUAAUGUAGCAGCUAGUGAUGGGCAGAUGAUGUAUCAUGAAACAGUAUCGCAUUUUACAGCAGACAGUGCCAUCUGGUGGCCUCUGAAAAUCAUUACAGUGUUUCAUGAACCCUUAUUGACCCAUCACUAGUAGCAGCCAACACUAAAGAAUGUGUAAUCUGGACUCAUAUUUGCCUGCUUCAGAUCCGGAACGUUGAGGGAAUCUAGCUGUGUCUCAUAGUUUGUGCACGUCAAUCACUGAAAAUGACAUGACAUAAAAUUUGUUCGGGAUUUGGAGCCCUCCUCCCUGCUUUCCACCUGAACGUAAUAGGUAAAGAAGGAGGUGCAGCAAAUAUCUGUGAGCGAAAAGAUGCACGAUUGAGUUGAAAAAAUUAGGUGAAAGGAUCAAAAUAAUAGCUGCAGCAGUAAAAAAAAAAACUAAAAAAAAAAGGCAGACUUAAAUGUAAAAACAUUGCUUUUCAUUUCUGGAAUAUUAAAAUACAAAAAAAGAUUGCAAUAUGACAAAUUAUUCUAAAAUGAAAUGUAUAGUAUUUUGUAAUAUAAUUGUGCAAUAUCUAUUUGGCAAUUAAUCUAAAAUUGUGAAACAAAGAGAAAGAAAUGCAUCAGAAGAAGUUGGAGCUGCACACAGUAACUUUAACUAUAGGACACAUUAAAAACAACCUUAUAUGGAUCCGUUCUGAAGUAAAUCAUAAAAUACAGCGAACUGAAAAGCAACUCGAAUAUGGCAUGCUAUUUAGAACAACCAAAAAAAAUGCAUAGUGUUAAACCACUUCACAUCAAAUGACUGUAAAGAUGGAAAGAGCACAAAAACGCAAAGGGUGCCUGACUCUGCUUCAGUUAUCAGCAUAAAGGAAGUGCUCCCCUUGAUCUGGGUUACUAGCUUAUCAAGCAGGAAUAGAUGAAAUCGAUCAGAGAACAACUUAAAAACGUUACGCUCUCAUUCAUAAUGAUUGUUUUGUUUAUGAGCUGAUGGCAAGGCUCAAGUUUCAGUCCUCAGUGUUGUGCUGCUGCACAUUAACAUUUGAUUGUAUUUACUAUGAAUGUAUCCAAAGGUAGUUCAGACAAACACAAAGACAUGAGGUGGUGUGGACACAUAGUUGAUGCUACAAGCCUGAACAUCAUUGUAAUACUUCCAAAGGAAAAAGCACAUAUCUAGCACUGCCUGUCGAUCAUCUUCUAAUCAAUAAAGUUUAUUCAGUUGUGCUUUUAUUUAGAAGGGUGUUAUAGAUGGUUGGUUGGACUUUAACUUUUUUUCUUAAGCUAGAGUGUUUGUUGAUCUAACGUUGUCGUAUUGAGCUCUUGUAUUUCCCCAGAGAGGACUGUUUGAUGUUAUCUGUUCACGAGUAGAUGAAACCUAGUCGUGUUUGCAUGCAUAGAAAUUAUAGCCAAUAUCUUUCUUCUGUUGGAACAUGAACUGCUUGUUUAGCUGAUAGCGAAACUCAAAAGCGGUUUCGACCAAUUGUCCAAUUUUUAUCUGACAAUUAUGUACACAGUGUAAUAUGUCAAAUAAAUGCUUUAGAAA
This is a messenger RNA of Synchiropus splendidus (mandarinfish), 3623 nucleotides long. RefSeq names its product insulin-like growth factor-binding protein 4. NCBI's taxonomy places the organism in Eukaryota, Metazoa, Chordata, Actinopteri, Syngnathiformes, Callionymidae. Bases 495 to 1274 code for a protein of 259 amino acids. Gene Ontology annotation, molecular function: insulin-like growth factor II binding; insulin-like growth factor I binding. The record is from RefSeq and is a predicted model, not a curated record. Gene Ontology annotation, biological process: regulation of insulin-like growth factor receptor signaling pathway. Gene Ontology annotation, cellular component: extracellular region. The transcript has 4 exons.